AUGCAGAGAAACCAAAGUAUAAUCACAGAGUUCAUUCUUCUGGGAUUUGGGGAGCUACAGCAGCAGCAGAUCUUCCUGUUCCUGGUGUUUUUCGUGAUCUACAUCUUGACCAUGGCUGCCAACAUCCUCACCACUCUUCUGAUUGUGACUGCUCGUUACCUGCAUACACCAAUGUACUUCUUCCUGGGAAAUUUGUCUUGUUUGGAGAUCUUAUAUAGCUCAACACUCUUGCCCAAGAUGCUGGCCAAUCUCCUGACAGGGGACAAAUCCAUCUCUCUGAAAGGUUGCAUGACACAAUUGUAUUUUUUUGCAUUCCUAGGCAGCACUGAAUGCUAUCUCCUCUCUGUCAUGUCUUAUGACCGCUUCUUAGCCAUAUGCAGACCCUUGCAUUAUAGAACUCGUAUGAAAAAUGGGCUCUGCAUCCAGUUAGCUGUUGGCUCUUGGAUUAAUGGCAUUGUGUUUACCUCUAUAUAUUUGUCUUUGAUCUUACAACUUUCAUACUGUGGUCCUAAUGAAAUUGAUCAUUUCUUCUGUGAGUCACUCCCAUUAAUAAGUCUCUCCUGCAGUGAUACCAGGCUUGUGAGAUAUGCCAGUAUAAUCCUAGGUUUUGGAUUUACUUUACCCCCAUUCGCUUUGAACCUCUUGUUUUACAUGUAUAUCAUUGCUGCCAUCAAGAGAAUCCCUUCCAACACUGGGAGGCAAAAGGCCUUUUCCACUUGCUCUUCUCAUCUGAUUGUCGUCUCUGUAUUCUACGGGGGAUUACUCAUUGCAUGCUUUAUACCAAAAACUGAAGAAACAAAAACCCCUAACAAAAUCUUAUCUCUGUUGUACACAGUCCUGCCCCCUUUAUUCAACCCCUUUGUAUACAGCCUGAGAAACAAGGAUGUCAAAGAAGGCCUGAAAAAGCUCCUGGGAAGAUUUUUUUUAAAAAAAGAAUAA
This is a messenger RNA of Rhineura floridana, 939 nucleotides long. RefSeq names its product olfactory receptor 1361-like. Gene Ontology annotation, cellular component: membrane. Gene Ontology annotation, biological process: G protein-coupled receptor signaling pathway. NCBI's taxonomy places the organism in Eukaryota, Metazoa, Chordata, Lepidosauria, Squamata, Rhineuridae. Gene Ontology annotation, molecular function: G protein-coupled receptor activity; olfactory receptor activity. The record is from RefSeq and is a predicted model, not a curated record. The transcript has a single exon. The coding region runs from base 1 to 939 and encodes 312 amino acids.